CGGUUCCGCUUGGCGCUGGCGAUCUCGCCCCCGAAGCGCCGCCGCCUAGGCGGCUCCUCCUCUGCGCGGGGUGGGGGAUCUGCGGCGUGCACGCCUCCUCCUGCGCCUCUUCCUCCGGCGGCGGCAGUGCGGAGAGUAGCGGCGGCGGCAGCUCCGGAUAGCGCCAUGGCGGGGAACGGCGAGCGCACCUUCAUCGCCAUCAAGCCCGACGGCGUCCAGCGCGGGCUGGUCGGGGAGAUUAUCAAGCGGUUCGAGCAGAAAGGGUUCCGGCUCGUAGCCAUGAAGUUCGUACACGCCUCUGAAGACCUUCUCAAACAACAUUACAUUGACCUGAAAGACCGCCCCUUCUUUCCUGGUUUGGUUAAAUACAUGAACUCUGGACCUGUUGUGGCCAUGGUAUGGGAAGGACUCAAUGUGGUUAAAACUGGGAGAGUAAUGCUGGGGGAAACCAACCCUGCAGACUCCAAGCCUGGCACCAUCCGUGGUGAUUUCUGCAUUCAAGUGGGAAGGAACAUCAUCCAUGGCAGUGACUCUGUGGAGAGUGCACAGAAGGAGAUCAACCUGUGGUUCAAACCCGCAGAGCUCAUCGACUUCAAGCCCUGUGCACACGACUGGAUCUAUGAGUGACGGGUUCCCACAGUGAUUUGUGCCUUCCAACACCUCAUCUCAUUCCAGCUGCUGCCCUGGGAGCAACCACAGUUAUCUUAGUGCUUAAAGUAACUGUCAAAUAAAUGGGUGUGAACUAA
Camarhynchus parvulus is the source of this 746-nucleotide messenger RNA. Its product is annotated as nucleoside diphosphate kinase. Gene Ontology annotation, biological process: UTP biosynthetic process; regulation of apoptotic process; GTP biosynthetic process. Gene Ontology annotation, molecular function: nucleoside diphosphate kinase activity. The record is from RefSeq and is a predicted model, not a curated record. Lineage: Eukaryota; Metazoa; Chordata; Aves; Passeriformes; Thraupidae. The coding region runs from base 166 to 627 and encodes 153 amino acids. The transcript is spliced from 5 exons.